AUGGAUCCCGAGCAAAAAGACGCGUACGCGUGUCCCAGCUUUAACAGCUACUCCUCCGACCGAUUAGCGCAGAUCGCCGCGAGACCGGCGGCCGGAGAUCCGAGCGCCGCCGCACGGAUCGGAUCAGACGACGACGACGACUUCGAAUUCGCCCCGGUUCGCGACGGCGGGGAGAUUUCACCCGUCGAUUUCGCCGGAUACUCCCAAAACGGCACCGUAUUCCCAUUAUUCGAUCGAGACCUUUUGCCAGACGAAAAAAUACCGCCGGAAACGCGCGUCGCGGCUCCGUUGAGCAAGCUCUUCGCCGAGGGCUGCGAAAAUCCGGCGUCGUGCUCGUCGUCGGAGGCCGAAGAGCCGGAGGACGUUCCGGCGGGCGCGUACUGCGCGUGGCACCCGUCACCUGGCCGGUGCAGGAAGAGCAGCUCGACGGGGUCGGCGCUCAGGCGGUGGAGUAUCCGUAACCUGCUGCGCAGCAGCAGCGAGGGGAAGGGCAAAUUCGACUUUUUGGCACAGAAAAACCGGGAGGACCGGUUGCCGGUCGAGGAAACAGAUAGAAAGGGCGCGCGCUCGGCUCACGAGGCGCUGUACCUACAGAACCGAGAGGCUGCCGAAGGGAAUAAGAAGAAAUCGUAUUUGCCUUACAGACGAGAUAUCGUGGGGUUUUUCGUUAACGUCGAGGGCUUGGGUAAAGGUUUCCCGCGCUUCUAA
Messenger RNA from Striga asiatica, 708 nucleotides. Lineage: Eukaryota; Viridiplantae; Streptophyta; Magnoliopsida; Lamiales; Orobanchaceae. The record is from the annotation of a GenBank genome assembly.